AUGACGGAGCCUAACGGCAGUCCGAGCUUGACAGAGCAGGUCAAGGACAAAGUUGCCGAAGCACUACCAACAAGAUCCAAGAAAUCCGAGAAGAAAGAUAAAAAGGCGGCAGAAAAGGCAGCUAAGAAGGAGCAAUAUGCCAAGGAAGGAAAGGCUACAACGCCCAAACAGCCUGUGAAGCCCGUCAACGAUGAACCAGCCGUGGUGAGGGACCCUGAUGCUAUGUUCAAGGAGGGUUGGCUGGACGAGGUCAGGAAAGAGCGGCCUUCACCAGAUGUCUAUACCCGUUUUCCUCCUGAGCCAAAUGGCUACCUUCACAUUGGCCACAGCAAAGCGAUCGCUAUCAACUUCGGGUUCGCCCGUUAUCACGGUGGCAAGUGUUACCUAAGAUUCGAUGACACCAAUCCUGAAGCUGAGGAGGAAAAGUUCUUCACUGCCAUUGAAGACAUUAUCAGAUGGUUAGGGUUCAAGCCGUACAAGAUCACAUAUUCUAGUGACAAUUUCGACAAACUCUACGAUCUGGCCGAGAAGCUGAUCCUCAAAGAUGGGGCUUAUAUGUGUUACUGCAAUGAUGAACAGAUUAAAGAUCAGAGAGGCGGGACCGAUGAGAAGAACAAACAUCCUCGAUAUGCUUGCGAGCAUCGGAGCCGCCCAGUUGAGGAGUCUCUUGCAGAAUUUAGAGCGAUGAAAGACGGCAAAUACAAGCCUAGAGAGGCGUUCCUCAGAAUGAAGCAGGACGACUUUCAGAACGGUAACCCUCAAAUGUGGGAUCUAGCGGCAUACCGCAUCAUUGAACAACCUCACCAUCGAACAGGUAGCAAAUGGCGGAUAUACCCAACUUACGAUUUCACACACUGUCUAUGUGAUAGCUUCGAGGGCAUCACGCAUUCACUUUGUACUGUCGAGUUCAUCAAUUCCCGAGAAUCAUAUGAGUGGCUGUGCGAUACUGUCGAGGUCUAUAAGCCUAUGCAGAGGGAGUAUGGACGUCUCAACUUGACCGGCACGAUCAUGUCCAAGAGGAAAAUUGCACGACUCGUAAAAGAGAGUAAGGUGUUUGACUGGGACGACCCUCGAUUAUAUACCUUGGUUGCGCUCCGCCGACGUGGUGUACCUCCUGGUGCGAUAUUGUCCUUCGUCAAUGAGCUGGGUGUCACGACUGCGAGAUCGAAUAUCCAAACUGUGAGGUUCGAGAGCUCGGUUCGAAAAUAUCUUGAGAUGACAGUCCCUCGUCUAAUGUUGAUCAUCGACCCAAUCAAGAUCAUCAUCGACAACUUACCGGACGAUUACGAAGAAGAGGUUGAGAAUGGAUUUGGUCCUAAGAGCGUGGACAUGGGAACAGUGUAUAUCGAGAGGGACGACUUCCGAGAAAAUGCAAGCAGCGACUUCUUCAGACUCGCUCCUGGUACCGCGGUCGGCCUGCUCAAAGUGACCUAUCCGAUCACAUGCACAAGCUUCAAGAAGGACGAUGCUACUGGAUUAGUGUCAGAGAUUCACGCCACAUAUGACAGACCAGCUGAAGGCGAGACAUUCAAGAAACCGAAGGCGUAUAUUCAUUGGGUAGCUGAAUCUCCCAAACACUCUUCGCCUGUGAAGGUCGAGGCUCGGGUCUUUAACUCGUUGUUCAAAUCAGACAACCCGGAAGCUGUUGAGCCAGACUUCAUGGCAGACAUACGAGAAGACAGCCUGGUGACGUACCCAAAUGCACUAGCAGAAGUUGGCCUGAAUGAGAUUCAGCGUCGAGCACCGUGGCCCGAAGAAGCCGGUGAAGCCAAUAGGGAGGUCAAGCCAGGACCCGAAUCAGUCCGAUUUCAGGCAAUGCGGGUCGGUUACUUCUGCAUGGACAAAGAGUCGACAACGGAAAGACCAGUUCUCAAUCGCAUAGUAGGCUUGAAAGAAGACGCUGCGAAGAAUGCUUGA
Messenger RNA from Lithohypha guttulata, 1917 nucleotides. It is a transcript of the gene GLN4, whose product is annotated as Glutaminyl-tRNA synthetase. Gene Ontology annotation, molecular function: ATP binding; glutamine-tRNA ligase activity. The coding region runs from base 1 to 1917 and encodes 638 amino acids. The transcript is spliced from 2 exons. Gene Ontology annotation, cellular component: cytosol; cytoplasm. Lineage: Eukaryota; Fungi; Ascomycota; Eurotiomycetes; Chaetothyriales; Trichomeriaceae. The record is from RefSeq and is a predicted model, not a curated record. Gene Ontology annotation, biological process: glutaminyl-tRNA aminoacylation; translation.